Molecule: messenger RNA, 2512 nt
Organism: Biomphalaria glabrata
Lineage: Eukaryota; Metazoa; Mollusca; Gastropoda; Planorbidae
Product: apoptosis-inducing factor 1, mitochondrial-like
Exons: 18
Coding region: 72-2132 (686 amino acids)
Biological process (GO): apoptotic process; mitochondrial respiratory chain complex assembly
Cellular component (GO): cytoplasm; mitochondrion
Molecular function (GO): protein dimerization activity; FAD binding; NAD(P)H oxidase H2O2-forming activity
Source: RefSeq, a predicted model, not a curated record
UAUCUUUGUUAACGAUAAUGUUAAAAUGAAAUGAGCUUCUCUUAUCAGAUCAAUCUGGCAUACCUAACAAAAUGCAAAGGGCAUACGCAUUUGUUCGCUUACCUCAACUAUCAAAUAAAAGCUUGAAAAAUAGCUAUGCAUAUCUAUCAAAAGCACACAUUGGAUCCCCGUUGGCGUCACAGCCAAGAUGUCUUUCAAGUCAUGGCACACCAGCUCACUGGAAAACAAAGAAGGAAAUCAGUAUAGAGCAUAAAAGCCAUAUGGAUUUUAUGCCUGUGCCGCAAGGUAGUUGGCAGGAGUCCUAUAACAAAAAGCAGCAGAGCAGAAAUAUCUUAUUGGCAGUCAGCGCCUUGGCAUUUGGUGUCACUUAUUUUAUUGCUUAUAAAGUAGGAGGUAUUUAUUUACAUGGUAUGAAUUACAAAACAUUCAGUGCUCAGAAAACAUCAGAAAUAACAGAUGCAAUAGUUUCAGCAUUCUCUUUUAGUAGUCUAAAGGCAGCCAGCCCAGAAGAAGGCACGGGAAAGGCUACACCACCUGAGCAAGGAGAUGGAACCGGUGCAGAUGCAACUACAGUAAAGCCAGGAGAGACUGAUUGGAGUUUACUUCCAGAGGUUCCUGAAGAAACUCAGUAUUUAAUUGUAGGGGCUGGAACGGCAGCUUUUGGAGCAUUCCGGGCUAUAAAAUCCAGAGAUCCCAAAGCUAAGAUUCUAGUAGUGGGUGAAGAAGCAUCAGUUCCAUACAUGAGACCACCACUAUCAAAAGAACUGUGGUUUAAUGAAGACAGAUUAGAGGUAGAACAACUCAAUUUCAGACAGUGGAAUGGUAAAAAGAGAAGUGUUUUCUAUGAGCCAAAGGAGUUUUAUGCUGAACCCAAGAUGUUAAGCAGUCAAGAAAAUGGUGGAAUAGCUUUAUUAAUGGGCAAAAAGGUUGUUAAAUUAGAUGCAAGGAAGAAAAUUGCUUGGUUAUCCACUGGAGAAAAAAUUAAAUAUGACAAAUGUCUCAUUGCUACAGGUGGUAAACCCAGAAAUCUUCCUGUCUUAGAACAAGCUGAGCCAGAAGUGCGAAGCAGAACUGUAUUAUAUAGAAAUAUUGAAGAUUUUAAAAGACUAGACAGUAUAACACAAUCUGCUCAGUCAAUAGCUAUUGUUGGAGGUGGAUUUUUAGGCAGUGAACUUGCUUGUGCACUUGGCAAGAGGGGUCAGAAAGCUGGUUUGAAAGUGUAUCAGAUAUUUCCAGAGAAAGGUAACAUGGGCAAAGUUCUACCAGAAUACCUCAGCAAAUGGACAACUAGGAAAGUGGAAAAGGAGGGUGUUAUUGUCAUGACAAAUCAAUCUGUCACUAAUGCCACAUUCAAAGAUGGUAAAGUUCAACUCAGUACCAGUGAAGGAUUAACAGUUGAUGUUGACUGUGUAGUUGCAGCUAUCGGUUUAGAACCUAACGUUGAAUUGGCCAGGGCCUCGAAUUUGGAGUUAGAUCCUGUCAAUGGUGGCUUCUUGGUGAAUGCAGAGCUUGAAGCAAGACGGGAUAUUUGGGUGGCUGGUGAUGCUGCUUGCUUUUAUGAUAUCAAGUUAGGUCGUCGAAGGGUUGAACACCAUGAUCAUGCUGUUGUGAGUGGAAGAUUAGCUGGUGAAAACAUGACUGGUGCUGCUAAGCCUUACUGGCAUCAAAGCAUGUUCUGGUCUGACUUGGGUCCAGAUGUUGGCUAUGAAGCUAUUGGUAUUGUUGACUCUUCCCUACCAACUGUUGCUGUGUUCACAAAGGCCACAGAAAAAGAUACUCCUAAAGCUGUUGUAGAGGAAAGUGGAGAGAACCUUCGGUCUGAGAGUGAAAUGAAUUAUGUUCAGUCCGCUCAAGACAAUGUUCCAGUGGCUCCUAUGGACACAGAAGACUAUGGGAAAGGUGUGGUUUUCUACCUCAAUAAUAAGAAAACAGUUGUAGGCAUUCUUCUUUGGAACACGUUCAACAAAAUGUCUAUUGCUAGACAGGUUUUACGUGAUGGUGCUAGAAAUGAAGAUCUCUAUGAAGUUGCCAAAUUGUUUGAUAUUUAUGACACUUUAGCCGAUACAGCUCAGGAAGAAACAUCCUCUCCAGCUACCACCCCUACUCAAGCUGCUGCCUCAGCUGCUAGUUAAAAUGGAUAUAUUCUGUUAACACUUGUAAUGCUUUGAAAACUCAAUAUAAUAAAAGCUGACCAAAAGUGUUUAAAACUGUUUAUAAACAACAUUGUACCUGAAAGUAUUCACAGUAACAGUAACUAAUUUGAUGAACAAAAGUCUUUGAUGCAUAAUUGGUUCCAUAAAGAAAUAUUAUUCAGUAAUAACGUAUCAUUAUGGAUAUUUUAAAGUAAGUUAUAAUUAUUCCUUUUGCAAUAAAAUUAGAUUAAUGAAAAAUAUUUGUGCAUAGGACUGCACUUGUAUUGUGGAAUGAUUUUUUUUUUUUUUUGGCAUUCCUCUUGAAUGUAUUUGUUGCAUUAUGUGAUAUUAUGAUAAUAAAACCAUUCUAUGUUAAUACA